Messenger RNA from Epinephelus lanceolatus (giant grouper), 2383 nucleotides. Its product is annotated as putative beta-lactamase-like 1. The record is from RefSeq and is a predicted model, not a curated record. NCBI's taxonomy places the organism in Eukaryota, Metazoa, Chordata, Actinopteri, Perciformes, Serranidae.
AUGGUCUGCAGCCAGUGAAUGCUCAAGAGCAGUAGAGCUGAGUUGAUGCAGUCCUGCUGGCUUCUCUCCUGUGGAUUUUACAGGAAAUUAAAUUGUGGAUUUUUUUGCUGUCUGAGGAUGAAGAAUGACACAAAGACAAUGAGAGAUAUCUGAGAUUUGUUUUUCCUCCUUUGACUACGUCUGCAGCCCAUAACAACCAGUAAGCAAGAUGAAGGUGAAAUGGACCAUGCUGGGCAUGGUCGUCUUCUUCCUGCUCUCUGUGGUCAUGAUCUGCUGCUUUAUAUGGCAGUAUACGAUGCCAAAGCUGAAAACAGAAGUGGUUGUAAAACAAGCAACAGCAGAAGAGAUGUGCCCUCUCUUCCCUGAGCCUGUGCCCCUCAAACAUCCCAUCACAUCUCUGAGGGUAGCCUUAGAAAAGAUAGAUACACUUCUGAGGUCAAGCGUUCACAGCACCAAGCUGCCAGCACUAUCAGCCAUCGUGGUUUUAAAUGACUCUGUUCUGUGGAAUGGAAACUUUGGCAAGAAGAACAGUAGUGACCCCUCCUCAUCUGCACCCAAUGAGUACACAGUGUACAGAAUUGCAAGCCUCUCUAAAAUCUUUCCCACACUGAUGCUAUACAAGCUGUGGGAGGAUGGCCUGGUGGACUCUCUAGAUGACCCUCUGGAGAAAUAUGCGGACAACUUCACCAUUAAGGACCCGCUGCGGAAAACUGGGGGACCAGCAUCCUCGUCAGCCAGGAACCUUGGCAUCCAGUCUCCUGCACUCACCCUGCGCAGGAUGGCCAGUCAGCUCUCUGGGUUGCCCCGAAGAUUAAGGUCAACUAAUCUCCUUUGGAGUGGAGACACGGAGGCAGCCCUCACUUUGUUAAAGGAUGAUGUCCUUGUGACAGAUCCAGGCACCAAAUGCCACUACAGCAAUGUUGCUUUUUCCUUACUGGCCAACAUCUUGGCUCACAAGGUGACUGGCUCAGACUUUGAGAGUUGGGUGUCAGAAAAUAUCCUGGAGCGGCUCAGUAUGGAGGACACUGGUUUCAACUUAACUCCAGCCAUUCAGAGGCAAAUGGCUGUAGGUGUGUUCAGCAAUGGCCAGCCAGCUCCCCUCUACAACCUUGGCUGGUACCGACCUGCAGGCCAGAUGUAUUCCACAACAGCUGACAUGGCCAAGCUCAUGAUGGCUCUUCUAGGUGCAUACGGUGGGACCCUGCUCCGCCAGGAUACUCUGAACACCAUGUUGACCCCAGUCUUCCGAUGCCACGGUGGCUACUUUGCCAACUUCACUGGCACACCAUGGGAGAUCAACGAGCAUUUGGGCUAUGAUAUGGUGAGGAAGGAUGGUGACCUGGACGGUUAUGCAGCCACCCUGUCUCUGGUGCCACGACUCAAACUGGGAAUGGUAGUGCUCAUGGCCGGUGUUCGGCCUGCUGAACAGGACCUUGUGAGCCAGGCUUACAGCUAUCUCAUCCCUGCAGUGGAGAGGGCUUUCAGAGAUGUUAAACGAACUCUCAGACCGCCACCCAAUCCAGCCCCUUAUGUGGGCUUUUUCACUUACAGGAAUAUGACUUUCUAUGAGAUUAAGGUGGACUCAGACGGGGUGCUGGUCAUGCAGCAGUUUGGACCACAGGUGGACACAACCGUGCCGUCCAAGUACCGAACUAUUCAGCUGGAUUACCUGCAGGACAGGGUGUUCAGGGUGGUGUUUGAGAGCCCAUACCCUUGCAAGCUAAAGGUUAACAGUGCCUCAAUCUCCCUGGAGGCACAGGACAGACAGCUCUUCAACUUUUACCCCUUCAACAAGAAAGGUGUGUCACCAGGGUUUGAUUCUCCAGGACUCAACACUUACAGGGUGAUGAGAAUAGCUGGCAGACCAUACUUUACUUCAUAAAGACAAGAAUUCAACUUACAAUAAGUCUGACACUGUAACUGGAGGAUUGUGUCAAGGACAAAUGCAGUGGGGAGUUUGACAUUUUAAAUGCAUGGCAGUUUUCAACUGCUGGUUCAUGUGAGGCUUCCUGGCUGCAGUUAAUAUGAUUAUUAUAAACUUGGAUUUUAGUAUUAUUUAUUUUCUCUGCUUAUAAUAGCAAUUGUAUCAUUUGGUCUUGUCCAAAUCUCUAUCUAAGCAGUCCUCCCAUAACCAUAAACUGAUGACAGUAGUACUGUAUAAAUGUGUCUUAAGACGUGGUUGAUCAAUGGAAAAUGUGGCAGUGCUCCUCUUUAACCUCUAAGUGCCUAAAAUGUGACUUAGAAAGUGGAAAAAAACAACUGAUUGAAAUAUCAAGUGGUCAAGUUUCUUAAGACUCAGAUCCACCAGGGAAGCUUGUGGACAUGUUAUGAGCAGUAAAGAAGCAAAGUUACAAGAAAUAUGCUAAAUAAAACUCAUAUGGAA